Xenopus tropicalis (tropical clawed frog) is the source of this 1170-nucleotide messenger RNA. Its product is annotated as fibrinogen-like protein 1-like protein. NCBI's taxonomy places the organism in Eukaryota, Metazoa, Chordata, Amphibia, Anura, Pipidae. The record is from RefSeq and is a predicted model, not a curated record. The transcript is spliced from 3 exons. The coding region runs from base 49 to 1170 and encodes 373 amino acids.
AGAACUGCUGGUUCACUGAGUAUCUGAGCUCAGCUCUUCUGGACCAAAAUGGGGGUUCAGGGAAAGUAUGGGCAUCUGCCAUGGCUGCUUUUGCUUAUUGGGGUGCUAAGUUUAGUGCAUGGGGACACAUUGGAAAAGUCUGCAGGAUCGACCAUUGAAAACCUCAAGUUUCUAACUGGUGUACAUUUGGAACUAAUCCGUAAUUACCAAACCGGAAGCCCUGGGACAAGUUACCCAGAGAGCUGCUCUGUAAUAAAGAAUGGUCAGAGUGGUCUAUAUAUUAUAGAACCAGUUCAAGGGAGAAGGAUAGUAGUAAAUUGCGUGCUUGGCACAGAAGGAGGGUGGACCAUCAUCCAGAAAAAUUGUCUAAAAGACAGGAAGAUGUGGGAUGCUACAUGGGAGAGUUAUAAAAGAGGCUUUGGAGACCCAAGAGGUGAACACUGGUUAGGAAAUGAGUAUAUUCAUCUACUGACCUCCCAGAAAAUGCAGAGGAUACGAUUCCGGAUGUUAAAUGCAGCUGGUAAAAACUGCACAGCCAAUUAUGAUUAUUUCUCACUGGAAGGAGAACAAAAUUGCUAUCGAAUUCGACUGGGGAGAUAUUCUGGCACUGCUGGAGAUGCUAUGACUUCUGGGGUGCCUGAAGCUGGACAUGAUAACAUGAAAUUUUCUACUCAUGAUCGUGACAAUGAUUUGUCUGGAAUGAACUGUGCCUUCAUUGGUGGUGGUGGUUGGUGGUAUGAAAAUUGCAGAUAUGCUAAUCUUAACUCGGGAACUAGCAUUUACUGGCACCAACUGUGUCGAGGGGAUUGUCAUGCAAGUGAGAUUCUUAUACAGCCAGCAUACAACUGUCCAGAAGGUGGUGGUGGUGGUGGCGAAGGGGGAGAUGGUGGAGGAGGUGACAGCGGUGGAGGAGGAGAUGGUGGAGGAGGAGGUGGUGAUGGUGGGGGAGAGGGUGGUGAUGGAGGUGGAGGUGGUGAUGGAGGUGGAGGAGGUGAUGGUGGGGGAGAGGGUGGUGAUGGAGGUGGUGAUGGAGGUGGAGGAGGUGAUGGUGGGGGAGAGGGUGGUGAUGGUGGAGGAGAAGGUGGUGGAGGUGGUGAUGGAGGAGGUAGUGAUGGAGGGGGUGGAGGAGGUGGUGAAGGAAAUAAGCCAACUACACCCAAUCCUUGCUGA